CCUCACCACUACCACCAUUCACAUCCAUGGAAUCCAAUGAACCUAAGCAGUAACAAUUCACAAAUAUUUUUCUUCCUCAAGUUCAACGGUAUCUGUUCUUCAGUUGCAGAGAGUCCCCUUCAUCCCUUGUUACCUACAAACACAAACAUGGCUGGUUUUGUCGGAGAAGCUGUUUUGUCUGGUUUCAUCCAGAAGCUGGUUGACAUGGUCACCUCCCCGGAGCUGUGGAAGUAUGCACGUAAAGAGCAAGUUGAUUCUAAGCUGAAAAGGUGGAAGAAUAUAUUGAUAAAGAUCUAUGUAGUGCUCAAUGACGCAGAAGAGAAGCAGAUGACAAACCCUCUGGUCAAAAUAUGGCUGGACGAGCUUAGAGACUUGGGUUACGAUGUGGAGGACAUCUUGGACGACUUCGCCACCGAAGCUUUGCGAAGCAGCUUGAUCAUGGCUCAACCCCAACAAGGCACUAGUAAGGUGCGAGGCAUGCUCUCUUCUCUCAUUCCGAGUGCUUCUACGUCUAAUUCUAGUAUGCGUUCCAAGAUUGAGGAGAUCACUGCAAGAUUACAAGAUAUUUCUGCCCAAAAGAAUGACCUGGAUUUACGAGAGAUUGCUGGAGGGUGGUGGUCUGAUAGAAAGAGAAAGCGAGCACAGAUUCUGCCCACCACUUCUCUGGUGGUUGAAUCCGAUGUUUAUGGUAGGGAAACAGAUAAAGCGGCCAUAGUUGACAUGUUACUCAAGCACGAUCCAAGUAGUGAUGAUGAAGUCUCCGUAAUUCCAAUUGUCGGUAUGGGAGGUAUCGGCAAAACUACUCUGGCUCAGCUUGCCUUCAAUGAUGAUGAAGUGAAGGGCCGUUUUGAUUUGAGAGCAUGGGUCUGUGUUUCUGAUGACUUUGAUGUUUUGAGAAUAACCAAGACCAUUCUACAAUCCGUUGAUCCGGACACUCGUGAUGUCAAUGAUCUCAAUUUGCUUCAGGUCAAAUUGAAGGAGAAAUUUUCUGGGAAGAAGUUUCUUCUUGUGCUAGACGAUGUUUGGAAUGAGAAUAGUCAUGAAUGGGAUACUUUGUGCAUGCCAAUGAGAGCUGGGGCACCCGGUAGUAAACUCAUCGUGACAACCCGUAAUGAAGGUGUCGCAGCAGUUACCAGAACUUGUCCAGCUUAUUCCCUACGGGAGUUAUCAGACAACGAUUGUUUGUCUUUAUUCACUCAGCAAGCAUUGAGGACAAGAAACUUUGAUGCCCAUCCACACUUGAAAGAAGUUGGUGAGGAAAUAGUGAGAAGGUGCAAAGGCUUGCCUUUGGCUGCGAAGGCACUUGGCGGCAUGUUGCGCAACCAACUAAGUCCCGUUGCAUGGGCAAAUAUAUUAACAAGCAGGAUAUGGGAUUUACCGGGAAAAAAAAGCAACAUUCUUCCCGCUCUCAAGUUAAGCUACCAUCAUCUCCCUUCUCAUUUGAAGCGGUGUUUUGCAUAUUGCUCCAUGUUUCCAAAGGACUAUGAAUUCGACAAGGAUUACUUAGUCCUCUUGUGGAUGGCAGAAGGCUUUUUGCAGAAAACGAACGAGGCAGCUAGGCCAGAAGACUUAGGUUCUAAAUACUUCGAUGAUUUGUUCUCCAGGUCAUUUUUUCAACAUUCUAGUCAAUAUUCAUCACGAUAUGUGAUGCAUGAUCUCAUCAAUGAUCUAGCUCAGUCAGUUGCAGGAGAAAUAUACUUUCAUUUGGAUAGUGCAUGGGAGAAUAACAAACAAUCCACCAUUUAUGAGAAGACUCGUCAUUCAUCAUUCAAUCGUCAAGAGUAUGAGACACAGAGAAAAUUUGAACCCUUUCACAAGGUGAAGUGUUUGAGAACAUUGGUUGCACUACCCAUGGAGGUAACUCAUGGGUAUAACUUCAUAUCAAGUAAGGUGUUAGAUGACCUUUUAAAGGAAGUGAAAUAUUUACGGGUAUUAUCUUUAAGUGACUACCAAAUAAAUGAGUUACCAGAUUCAAUUGGCAAUCUUAAAUAUUUGCGGUAUCUCAAUUUGUCCGGGUCUUCCAUAAGAAGGUUACCUGAUUCAGUAUGCCUUCUCUACAACUUACAAGCACUGAUAUUAUCUUAUUGCAGAAACCUUACGAUGUUGCCUGUGGGAAUUGGAAACCUAAUCAACCUUCGACACCUUCAUAUCUUUGACACAUGGGAAUUACAAGAAAUGCCUUCUCAAAUUGGAAAUCUAACAAAGUUGCAAACGUUAUCUAAGUUUAUUGUGGGCGAAGGUAACAACUUGGGAUUAAGAGAAUUGAAGAAUUUAUUUGAUCUUCGAGGAGAACUUUCAAUUUUGGGGUUGCACAAUGUGAUGAAUAUUCGAGAUGGAAGGGAUGCCAAUUUAGAGAGUAAGCAUGGAAUUGAGGAGUUAAGAAUGAAAUGGAGUGAUGACUUUGGUGCUUCACGAAAUGAAAUGCAUGAGAGGAAUGUUUUGGAGCAGCUACGACCUCAUAGAAAUCUGAAAAAGCUCACAAUUGCAUCUUAUGGUGGAUCAGAAUUCCCAAGUUGGAUGAAGGACCCAUCAUUCCCAAUAAUGACACACUUAAUUCUCAAGGGCUGCAAGAGAUGCACAUCAUUACCCGCGCUUGGCCAAUUAUCCUCACUCAAAGUCUUGCGUAUUGAAGGUAUGAGUGAAGUUAGAACCAUAAAUGAGGAGUUUUAUGGAGGGAUUGUGAAGCCUUUUCCAUCCUUGGAGUCUCUAAAUUUUGAGGUAAUGGCAGAAUGGGAAUACUGGUUUUGUCCUGAUGCAGUUAACGAAGGUGAAUUAUUUCCAUGUCUUCGAUUUCUUACAAUAAGAGAUUGUAGGAAGUUACAACAAUUGCCUAAUUGCCUACCUUCCCAAGUGAAACUUGACAUCUCUUGUUGUCCAAAUUUGGGAUUUGCUUCUUCAAGAUUUGCAUCUCUUGGUGAAGUAAGUUUAGAAGCACGUGAUGAGAGGGUGCGGAUAAGUGAGGUGAUAAGUGGGGUUGUCGGAGGUCUUCAUGCAGUAAUGAGAUGGAGUGAUUGGCUUGUUUUGUUGGAGGAGCAAAGGCUGUCUUGCAAUCUUAAAAUGUUGAGAAUACAAGACGAUGCUAAUCUGGAGAAGCUGCCUAAUGGAUUGCAAACUCUCACGUGUCUUGAACAGUUGGAAAUAAGGAGAUGCCCUAAACUAGAGUCAUUUCCAGAGACGGGGCUGCCACCAAUGCUAAGAAGCCUUAAGGUGAUUGGUUGUGAGAAUCUAAAAUGGUUGCCUCAUAACUACAACUCAUGUGCCCUUGAAUUCUUGGACAUUACUAGCUGUCCAUCUCUCAGAUGCUUUCCAAAUUGUGAGCUACCAACCACACUCAAGAGUUUAUGGAUUAAAGAUUGUAAAAAUCUAGAGGCUUUACCAGAGGGAAUGACGCACCACGAUUCCACUUGUUGUCUUGAAAAGCUGAAAAUAACGGGAUGCCCCAGACUGGAGUCAUUUCCCGAUACGGGUUUGCCACCAUUGCUAAGACGACUUGAGGUGAGUAAUUGCAAGGGUCUGAAAUCGCUGCCUCAUAACUACAGCUCAUGUGCCCUUGAAUCCUUGGAGAUUAGCUUUUGUUCAUCUCUGAAGUCCUUUUCAACAAGGGAGUUACCCUCCACCCUUAAGAAACUUGAGAUUCGCGCGUGCCCCGACUUGGAGUCCAUGUCAGAGAACAUGUGCCCCAACAAUUCAGCUCUUGACAAUUUAGUCCUUGGGGGUUAUCCAAAUCUGAAAAUCCUACCAGAAUGCCUUCACAGCCUCAAGAGUCUCCGAAUAAUUGACUGUGAUGGUCUGGAGUGCUUUCCAGCAAGAGGCUUGUCCACCCCCACUCUCACAGAACUUUACAUCUCUGCAUGUCAGAAUCUGAAAUCCCUGCCACAUCAAAUGAGAGACCUCAAAUCUCUUAGAGAUCUUACCAUAUCGUUUUGUCCGGGAGUGGAAUCCUUUCCAGAAGAUGGUAUGCCCCCCAAUCUGAUAUUACUUCACAUUUCUCACUGUGAGAAUCUGAAAAAGCCCAUAUUGGCGUUCCACACCCUCACCUCUCUUUCGUCAUUGACUAUUAAGGAUGUGUUUCCAGAUAUGGUUUCCUUUCCGGAUGAAGAGUGUCUUCUUCCCAUAUCUCUCACCUCCCUCAGAAUCGCUAAAAUGGAGUCCCUAGCCUACCUGUCUCUCCAAAAUCUCAUCUCUCUUCAAUCCCUAGAUGUGUCAUAUUGCCCUAACCUCCGAUCCUUAGGGUCGAUGCCAGCAACACUUGAAAAACUUGAAAUCUUGUGUUGUCCUAUACUAGAAGAAAGGUACUCAAAGGAGAAAGGAGAAUAUUGGCCCAACGUCGCUCACAUUCCAUGCAUUGAAAUAAAGGACGAAGAUUUCUAUUGAAGUAUAAAAGUUGAAAGUGAAAUGCAGUUUGUGGGUUGUGGAAAAGAAACAGAAGCAGAAAUGCAUUCAACCCCCAGUCCUUACAGAUGGGUCCUGCUUGACAGAAAUGUUCCAUUCCCUCGAUGAAUAGGUGAUUGCAGUCACUAGCGAAGCAAUGAAAGCCAACAAAUAGAUGUAAGAAGGGGGUAAAUGAUGAAGAUCAAAUGAAAAUUUUCCUAAUCAUAGCUGCAGCCUAUUCUCAUGCUGUUUGAUCUUAAGAAGAUAGGAGUUAGCAACAAAACCUUCUGGUUGACUUUGUAUAUGAAUUACGGUAUCUCAAGAAAGGUGUCCAUAUAUUGGUUGGUCCAUUAACCUCCAGUUAUUAGGGCUGCCAGCAGUAUUUAGAAGGCUCAUCACAGGCUAUCUUAUUCUAAACAAAGGUGCAUAAAGGAGAAAGUGGAUGCUGGCCCAACAUUGUCCAUCCAUCUCCCCUGCAUGGAUAUUAACUGUGAUAACUUGAGAUUGAAGGUCAUUUCUCUAUGCUCAAACUUAGAAGGAAAAUUCAUUCAAGCCUAUCCCAUCCUUACUUUUAAUCAGGGGGUCAAAAGCAAUGCAGAUGAAAUCUGAGGUUUCUUAAUCAUAAUUUUGUCCUUUUUGGUAUGUUCUCAAAUCUUGAUCCCAAUAGCCAGAUGAUUGGUUUUUAAUUUUUAUUUUUUUUGGAUAUGCUUAAUUUUUGUUUCAAGUAUUCUUCUACCAGCACUGCAAUCCCUUCUUAAUUUAUGAUGGGAUUUUUCACUAAUGGUUUGGUGGCCAUGAAGUAGUUUUUUAUUACAGUUGUGGCUAGAUAUUUCUUUUCAUAUAUGUAUAUAUAUAUUCCUUUCCACACAUGCACAUAAUUUUUCAAGAGUAAAGAGCCUUGGCAGAUCUAUCAUUUUUUGCAGUGCUUUGGACCCUUUCUUUGGCCAAGAAAUGGAGUUUCAUAUCUCACUCUGGUAUACAAAAGUUGUGGCUAGAUAUUUCUUUUCAUAUAUGCAUAUAUAUAUAUAUAUUCAUGUUGCUCUUAUCUUCCUUUCCACUCAUGCACAUAAUUUUUCAAGAGUAAAGAGCCUUGGCAGAUCUAUCAUUUUUUGCAGUACUUUGGACACUUUCUUCAGCCAAGAAAUGCAGUUUCAUAUCUCACUCUGGUCAGACACUUUUUUUUCAUAUAGUUUCUUUAUAGAAUUUACCCUUUUCAAGUACAUGGUAACACACAAAGCCUUAAAUAUGUUUCUUAGUUAUUCAUUGAAUGCAUAUGCUAUUUUGAGAAAAUGACAAUCAUUGAAUCCUUAAGCUUAGGUGCCUUUUGCUGAAGGAAGGGCUGUUAGUAGCCACACUUCUGAAUCUAGAAAUUCAGGGCUUUGCCCUUUGAUGGUCGAAGUUGAGAGGAUUAACCCAAAAUAGUGCACAUCCCAACUUAGGGAUAGUUUUUCUUCUAUGAACACAUUUUUUUUUUUAAUUUUUUUUUUAUACCCAAAAUAGUGCACAUCCCAGUUUAGGGAUAGCUUUUCAUGUAUGAACACAUUUCUUUUGAAUUUUAUUUUAAUAUCACAAAAAUGGAAGCAGAUACCAUCUCAUUCACAAAAGACAACUCUUAUGGACUUGAUACAAGUUUCUACCUUGAUACUUGAAAAGGUGUAACAUAAAUUUUUUCCUUUGAUACCAUUGAAAUUCUCUUGCAAUGCCUUCUAGCUCAGUGAGGCUUCCAUUGGGUCGUGGUGUUGGUGGUCCAUUUCCAUAUUCAUUGCCUUUUCAGAUGACGAAUUUCUGUUUCUACAAUUUAUAAUCCCUAGCUUCCCUGGUUACCAGAACCUCACUUCUCUUGCAGUGUUGUUCAUCUCAAAUGUCCCAAGCUCAGGUCAUUUUUUCAAAGGAAAUUUCCUAUUGUUAACAAGGUGUCCAAAGGAGAAAGAAGAAGAUUGAUUCAAAACUGCACAGAUCCCCUGUUCAGCUACUUCAUUGGCUAUAUGAGUUGGAACUAAAUUCUGUUUUCUGUGCACAAAAAGAGAAGAAGAUACAUUUCUUCCUUCCAUUUUUUCAUGCAGGAGGAAAAGAACAACAAAGGAAAUGAAUUUAAAAAUUUUCCAACCAAAGCUCAGCCCAUUCAAAGGGUGAUCCCCUGUUCAGCUACUUCAUUGACCAUAUGAGUUGGAGAUAAAUUCUAUUUUCCCUGCACAAAAAAAGAGGCAGAUACCUUUCUUCCUUCCCCUUUUAGGUUUUGGAGGUAGUUUCAGGCAUCUUGGUGCUGGGAUUGCUAAUGAGUGUGAGAGUAGCAGAAUACGGAAGGGCAAGCAGUGUGGAAUAUCUGGCUAUAAACUGCUGGAAACACAGUGCAGUGCUGACAAACUUUGGAGGAAAUGGUGAUGGAAAAAAGAUGAAAACCAAGGCCUUGAAGUCUGCAAUUGAUCAUCUCAGUGAGUGUGCUUCAGAUGGAGGAGCAGAGCUCAUUGUGCCUCCUGGGAAAUGGCUGACUGGGAGCUUUAAUCUCACAAGCCAUUUCACUCUUUACGUCCACAAGGAUGCUGUUAUUCUUGGAGGUCAAGUUUGAGUUCUUUUUUUUUUCUGAUCUCACAAAUAUCUAGAUGUAGGGGGAAAAGAACCAAGGUAGAUGAACUAAAAAAAAUUUCAACUGAAGCUCAGUCUAUUCAAACUGUGAUCAUCAUCGGUUCUGCUUUCCAAGAUGAAAGAGACUCGGUUGACAUUUUAUUACCUUUUGCGGCUUUUUGACUGACAGCACCUCUGUGCUGUUCAACCAUUGCUUAUGAACUCAUUUCUACAAAACAAAUGCAGCAUUUUGACCCUUCACAUCACUUCUGUGGAGUUCAAGCAUGGCUUAUGAACUCGUUUGCCCCAAAAUAAAGGCAGUGUAUUCAUCUUUCGACACAUCCUGUGGAGGGGCUACAAAAUGAUCCUGCCCAUCCUAGAUUCUCAGUUGGUCUUACUGCAUUUUUGGAUUUCUAGUGCUAAGGUCAAUGUUAUAACCUUGUUGAACACUUUUACAUUUGGCUUCGAACUACUCCAAAUUAUUUCUUCUCUCCCACUCAAUGGCACAAAACCAGCAUCUGCAGGUUGAUUCUGGCGCAUCUAUUAUUGUUGCGUCCUCAGCUCCAUCGCAUGAUACUUGGGAAGAAGAGCCUCCUCGGCCGCAUAGUCAUUUGAAUACCUAGAAGGGAGUUGCAACUUGCAAGUCUUGUAAAGUAGCUUGAGAGGUUUUCACAGUACCUCAGACAACACCAUGGGAAGGCCUACUUGGCGAUAUGCUUCUCUCUCAUUUUGUCCAAGACCUAUUGUACACUCCACUGUGCUUGUAGAUGCCUUCACUAUCUACCACUGCACUGCAUUCACAUUGAUGGUUCUAUUAUAAUGCACUUGUAACUGAUCAUGUGUUCCUCCAUUUCUUAAAUUAGUUUUCUCAUUUUUAUUUAUUUAUUUAUUCCUGAUUGACAGAAACUUAAAAGGGUUUAUGUAAUGAAACAAUUGAUCGUGAUUCACAAUAAGAAUUAUUCCUCUAUGAAUGCCUCUAAUUGCAUUUGGUAGAUUAGAGGCUUUUGUGUGA
Molecule: messenger RNA, 7945 nt
Organism: Vitis riparia (riverbank grape)
Lineage: Eukaryota; Viridiplantae; Streptophyta; Magnoliopsida; Vitales; Vitaceae
Product: putative disease resistance RPP13-like protein 1
Exons: 12
Coding region: 37-4374 (1445 amino acids)
Biological process (GO): defense response to other organism
Molecular function (GO): ADP binding
Source: RefSeq, a predicted model, not a curated record